AUGAUUACCUCCGCUUUUGCGAUCGUAGUGCUUCAAAUACUUGCGACCACAACCAUAGUUUCAGGCGCUUCGGUUAUGCAUACUUCGAUACUCGAGUAUGGUGAUAUCAAGUACCUUGUUUCUAAAAACGUUGUCGGUACAAUUAAUAUUGAUAGUACCUCUAUAACCCGUCGUUCGAACUCGAGUUCUAGUCUUAAUAUACAAACACAUGAGAACCCAGAAAUAGCUAGUCUCGUUCCCAGUCGUCACAAAGGGCAGCACUCUGUUUGGGAGAUGGCCAUUCCUAUAACGAUAAUAGCCCUGGAUUUGAAUACAGUAAGCAAUAAUAAUAUAUCUUCAGAAUGGCUGAAAGCUACAAUUACAUCAAUGCUAUCUGCAGAUGAUGUAUUUGGGCCUUUCUUCCUGGAAACUGUAUUGUUCGGAGUAUUUGGAAAAAUACAACAAUCACCAACGAUUUUUGAGGAUGGUGUGAAAGUACUAGGAAGUCUUGGUGUGAAAGAUCAUUCCAUUCUAAGAGUUGAUGAUUCGAUUCCGAGUGGGCCGUAUUUCCUCCAGUCCGGGAGUAUCUACCAGGCAAUGAGACUGUAUCCCGAUCCGUAUGGUGCGUUCAUGUAUGGUGUCAUGCAAUCUGAAGAUGGCUUCGCUCGCCCACAUACCGAACUUAUUCCUGUCCCCUCUCGACUCUAUACCAACUCUUCCCUCCCCCUAUCCUCUAAAAGAAUAGCAGUGAAGGAUAUUAUAGAUCUCCGGAAUCUCCCCACUAGUGCUUCGUCGAAAGCCUAUGCGCAAUAUCACGGUUCCUCUAAAUCCACCGCAGAAGCAAUACAACAUUUAAUCUCUCUCGGGGCCGUUAUCAUUGGGAAAACCAAGACCACGCAGUUCGCAAACGGCGAAACAGCAAGAGAUUGGAUCGAUUUUCAGUGUCCGUUUAAUCCCCGCGCUGAUGGAUAUCUGGAUCCUGCAGGAAGUAGUACUGGUAGCGCGGUUGCGGUUGCCGGGUAUGAUUGGGUUGACUUUGCAGUAGGGACUGAUUCCUGUGGGAGUAUCAUUUGGCCUGCGGCUUUGCAAGGUGUGUUUGGAUUGAGACCGACGUUGGGGGUAUCAGAGUUGGAGGGGGUCAUGCCAUAUUCGAGCGUAAUGGAUACCAUGGGGUUCUUCGCCCGAGAUAUUCAGAACUUUCAACUUUUACAGGAAGUCUGGUAUGAUAAGAAGGGUCAGCGCAGACAGAAACCAUCCAGGAUAAUAGUUCCUAGCGGCGUCCUCGACUCCCUCCCUUCUGACAAACAGUCAGUCAUGGCGAAAUUUAUAGAAGAUGCGAAAAUAUCAACUGGGAUACCUUUAGCUGAGAUCGACAUCAAUGAAUUAUGGAAGUCCUCCGGUCUAGCCCCUAGGGAUAUAUCGUACACGGAAUAUCUACACUCUACAGUUGCCCACAUUCAAAUACACGAGUCCUACAUCAACGAAAAUACCUUCUAUAAUAAAUACAAGCAGAAGUUCGGGAGAUAUCCGUAUAUCAACCCAAUGGUAAUGCAUAAAUGGGAAAUUCAACGACAAAAUAUUUCAAUGGGGGACUAUCAAGAGGCCCUACAGAGGAUGGCUGUUUUCAAGGGGUUCCUUAGAUCUCAUGUUUUUAAUGGUGGGGCAGUGAUGAUGCUCCCGGCUGGCAGCGGGGAGGCAACAUAUAGAGAUGAGCUGAUCGCCCCGGAAAGCAUCGAUGUAUAUCUCCAGAGCUUUGGUUUUGAUAAUACAUUCUAUAGUAUUUUGGGAGGGUUGCCGAGUGUGGUGGUCCCAGUCGGCCAACGCCCAAUAACAUCGAAGGUCACAAAGGAAACAGUCUGGGAACCGAUCUCUAUGAUGAUCGUUGGACAAGCAGGCACCGAGGCCCAAAUAAUCGAUUUUGUUCGAAAAGUGCUAACGAAAUCCGGAAGACCGAUGGGAGUUCUGGUUGGGGAGAAGGCGUUUUAA
This is a messenger RNA of Orbilia oligospora ATCC 24927, 1965 nucleotides long. RefSeq lists its product as uncharacterized. The record is from RefSeq and is a predicted model, not a curated record. NCBI's taxonomy places the organism in Eukaryota, Fungi, Ascomycota, Orbiliomycetes, Orbiliales, Orbiliaceae. Bases 1 to 1965 code for a protein of 654 amino acids. The transcript has 10 exons.